Messenger RNA from Corythoichthys intestinalis (scribbled pipefish), 8986 nucleotides. RefSeq names its product RAB9B, member RAS oncogene family (gene rab9b). The coding region runs from base 122 to 730 and encodes 202 amino acids. The record is from RefSeq and is a predicted model, not a curated record. Lineage: Eukaryota; Metazoa; Chordata; Actinopteri; Syngnathiformes; Syngnathidae. Gene Ontology annotation, molecular function: GTP binding; GTPase activity. The transcript has 2 exons. Gene Ontology annotation, biological process: retrograde transport, endosome to Golgi; Rab protein signal transduction. Gene Ontology annotation, cellular component: lysosome; late endosome; phagocytic vesicle.
GUCACGACAACCAAUCUCAUUUCGAUGUAGGGGACUGGGGCAACGGCAUAGUAUUAACCAUCUAGGACGGGGAUGAUUUAAGCCCCUGUUGUCUGCUACCCAGCAAGGAGGGUUGAUCACGAUGAGUGGGAAGAGCUUCCUGCUGAAGGUGAUCCUGCUCGGGGACGGAGGGGUGGGCAAAUCCUCCUUAAUGAACCGCUACGUCACCGACCGCUUCGACUCGCAGUCGUUUCACACCAUCGGCGUGGAGUUCCUCAACAGGGACCUGGAAGUGGACGGACGCCUGGUGACCCUUCAAAUCUGGGACACGGCCGGCCAGGAGCGCUUCAAGUCCUUGCGCACGCCUUUCUACCGCGGCGCCGACUGCUGCCUGCUCACGUUCGCAGUGAACGACCUGCAGAGCUUUCAAAACCUCAGUUGCUGGAAGAAAGAGUUUAUGUAUUACUCUGAUGUGAAAAAUCCCGAGCAUUUUCCUUUCGUGGUGCUGGGGAACAAGGUGGACAUGGAGCAGAGGCAAGUAGGGGAGGACGAAGCGCGGGCCUGGUGCGAGGAGAACGGCUGCUUUCCUUACUUUGAGACCAGCGCUAAGGACGACACCAACGUCACAGCCGCGUUCGAGGCAGCCGUCAGGGAGGUUCUGGCCGCCGAGGAGCAUAUUGACCACUCGGUACUGAGCGGGACUAUAGAUCUCCACGGCAACCGUAAAAUUUCUCGUGGGUCCUGCUGCUAACGGGUCGACUUGGAAACCUCUGCUUAUAUGUGGGUAGAUAGUGCCGGUGAGUUAUUAGGGUACAUGUAGGGCAGGUACCAGUUGCCCUAUGAUUCUUAAGAUAAGGUACAACUGAGGCCCUGUUCUUUAUUGAUACUGAUAAGAUUUAAUCUGGGGAGAGCAGUGUCAAGAGUGCAGCUGCUAUCGAAAGGGCUGAAUUAUUGCCCCAACCAAGGUACAGGAGCACUGAAACGCUUAUUUUGUACUUCCUUUAAUGUUGCACAUUUGACCCUUUGUCCUUUAUUUCUGUCCAUAAUGCUUUCAGAAUGUCAGUGGAACCUCCAAAGUUGAACACGAUCCAUUCUAUGACGGCAGUUGACUUCAAAGUAUUUAAAAUUUAAGCACAUGCUUAAAGUAACAUUUAACUUUAGCUCAUCGGUUGCCAUUGACAGCAAUGGUACUGAUUCAUGGUAUUCUACACUUUUUUAAGUUUAAUAAGUUUAAGAAAAAAAAAUACCGGAAAUCAUCGUGCCUUUUAGAUGAAAGGUGUCAAACAGGCCUGCGAAAGUAAAUCACGUGCAUCGAUCGAUUACAUGUUUUAAAAUUAACAUUUACCGUUUGUACCCCCCCUUUUUUUUUUUUUUUUUUAAAGGAAAGUAAAAUAAAUGGAUAAAAAGAGAAUUUUUUUCAACUUUUAAAGAAAAAAAGAAAUUCAAAAUAAAUUUACCCAUUUUUGUUUUGUUUUUAAAAGGGGAAAAAAAAACUAAAAAUGACCUAAGAAAAAUUCCCUAUUGAAUUUGCUAAAAGGGACAAUUUGGACAAUUUUGAAGUCAACAAUGUCUCUAAUCAACUCAACAACUAUCAAAAUACCGGUGUUCUGCAAUUCCUUGCGUGGCGAGACGUCUACACACUGCUCAGUGCGCUUGUGCAAGCGUCUGCACGCAUGCGCACAUCGGUUAAAAGCGGCGAAUACUAGCUAUUUUUGUUUUUGUUGAGUUUUUUAUUACCUUUUAAUUGCCUCAAAAUACUUUUUGCAUGAACUUCCCUCUCAUACUUUUAACCAUUGUGUUUUCUUGUGGUACCUUUAAAUCAGAGUGUUAGUCACGUAGCGUAUUUAAACCAUCCUUAUUUUAUACAGCUACAUUUAUGUAUUUUCUUAAAGGGAACCACGGAUGGAAGGACAUGUAGUUCUUAAAAGAUCAAUCAUAGAACAAGUUAUAAUAAUUUGAUAUUAAAAACCCUCUCAAUGUUUUUGUUUCAGUAAAAAUAAACUAGUCGCUCGCCAUUGUUGUUGAUGUCGCAUGGCGGUGACGUCACAUGGCCACGCUGCCGGAAUUCCACGUGUCACUCUUUAAAUAAAUAAAUAAAUAAAAACCUUGUCACUCUUUAAUUAUGUAAGGUAGUGACUUAAAUAUGCCACAAGGUGUCAGUGGCGAGUUUUAAAUUAAUUAGGGAUCAAGCCAUUGAGUACGUUUCGUCCCUAGACUGACGCUGUAGUUUUCCUUUAAUCCACUUUGGGCUGUAAGGCAGAGAGUAAGGAGAGUGGACACAGGCGUUCAGAUUCGUAGCUCGUGCCGUUUAGUAGCGUAAGCAUUGGCAACUCUUUGCCAACAAACAUAAGUAUCAUAUAAUGAAAAUACAACAAAAAUAUAUUACUCAAAAAAUAAUGUUCUCAAAAAGAGCUUCAAUCUGUAUUAAUGAGGCCCUAUUCUCUCUUAGUUAAACAGCAAUGCAAAGAACUGGCAUUCACAAAUUCACUAUCAAAAUAGAUAUGCAAAAUGCACAUAAAACUUACUCAGACUUUGGUCAAACUCUAUUCAAAUAUUUUAACAACUCGUUUAGCUCAACGAAUACACUGGAUGGCAAUAUUUAGUCACAAUAUACAAACUAUGAUGCUGGGAGCCAUUAUCAGGAGUCCUGUUUGUUAUGAAGGCAACACUCAAAUGAACGUAUAUCACAAUGGGCCUGCACUAAACAGGAAACUAAGGCGUCAGUUGAGGGACAAAAUGUACUCAUUGGCUUGAUCUCUUAUUAAUUCAAAACUCGCCAUUGACACCUUGUAGUGUAUUUCAAUCACUACUUUACAUAGUUAACUCAUUCACUCCCAGCUAUUUUCACCGGAGCAAGGCCCUUCGCUCCCCGCCGUUUUACUGGAUUUUGACUGAUUUUGCAAGGCCCACAGAAAAUUCUGUUGUAUUGCUAUAUAAACAUGGAACCCACCAAAAGAAAGAUUAGACUCUCUUCUUUCAGCAGAAAAAAAGUUCGUCUUUUACCAUUCUUUAGAAAUCAGCAUUAGAAAAUAGCUUUGUUUGAGCAAUUUUCCAAUUUCUGAUGAAAAAACGGAGAAAUUGAGCUUUUUGUGAAAGCAUACAUUUCAAACAUAACUUUGACAUUAACACAGCUAUUUUUUGCUUUAGUUACAUCCCAAACAUCUGAAUAAUGUUUUCCUUUUACAAAAUAACAUAAACAACAAGACAAAUAGAGCUUUUGAUAGCAAAGUAACAAUUUAUUUACAUAUAACUAACUGAAAGAUGACGCUAUUGUUGCCGCGACAGCCGGUUAAACUUUUCUCUCAUCUCCGCCUGUUUCAAAAAGAUACAUUUUUUUGGGUCUCUGCGGGCUCUGCUUGCAAGCAGCAUGGAGUCAACGGCAUCUAGUGGUCCUGGUCGUUCUGCUCGGUCGUCCGCCGCCUGGCAUCCUUUCGGUUGUCUUCCGCCGGCGCCACGGCUUUGCAGCUCGGCCGUUCAUUGCCGUUGAAUAGGCUUACCAAAUGCGCUACUGCCACCCAGUGGCCAGUUUUAUUGCUUUAAAAUGGAUUUUCAGCUUUGUGCUUUUGAGCUAAAUUGAAUGAGAACCCAGAGAUGUCUCUUUUGAAAAAAAACGUAAAAGACGUAUACGUCUUUGGGACACUGAAACAAUUAAAAAUAGAACAUAUUUAUAUGUUUUUUGGGAGCAAAUGAGUUAAAGAGUGACACUGUGAAGUACGGCAGCGUGGCCAUGUGACGUCACCAACAAUGGCAAACUACUAGUUAAUUUUCUAAACAUUUUUUUUUACAAAUUUUAUUAAAACAAAAACAUUGAGAGGUUUUAAUAUCAAUGAUAAUUCGUACUAACAUUCAUCUUUUAAGAACUACAUGUCUUGCUAACCGUAGUACCCUUUAAAGCAUUUUUAGUACAUUCUGCCCGCCUGCAUCUAAACAAAACAAGUUGAAAGCGCAUGGUAGUACUUUGGGUGUCAAAUUUUCAUCUUGUAGACGUUUCGCAAAUGUAGGCCAUUUUGGCAGAACACCGGUACUGGCCGUUUCAUUUGCUAAUCAAUAAGUGGUCUAUCAGUCGGCACCAGACGAACGAUCGCUGCCAUCCAUCCCAGUCAAAAUGGAUUGAACGUCUAGCGUCAUCAGUGGCAGCCAAAUGAGUUAAAUACUUAUAAGGGUUUUUCGACAUAAUAGCCCUCUGAAGAAAACCAUAACUACGUGGCCAGUGGCAACUCAUAAGAUUUGCACGUAUCAAGUAACUAUUUGGAUGUUAUUCCCCAAAAAGCCUUCCAAAUUAUAUCACAGUUGGGAUUUUCUACAUUUUUGUUCGGUACAAUGUGAAAAAUGUGUUUCCCAAAGCACACUUAACUUUUCGUAGCAGCAGCAUGCGAGCGGAUGAAGUAUUUACCGUUUGCGAGCUGACAUCUGUUAUUCUACCAAUGUCGUCAUUGCUGAUAGGUACGAAGUGGCGAUGGCCGCUGCUCUGUGAUCGUCUUUAUUGCCAUUGAUAUAAAGGGAAUUGUGAGCUUUGUUUCCGCCUCAGCUGUCUUUUUACAACCACCCUAAACUGUAGCUACAGGUGUUAUUCACGUACUGUAUUCAGGCCAGUGUCUCUGAAGUAGCCUACAUUUUCUACUGUUUAUAAACUGCUGUUUAUUUCUCGGCAAGGCAUCCUUCCAUUCCGUUGUUUUCGCAGACACUGUGCAAUUUUUCAAUCAGGGAAGGAUGGAUUUCUGUCCCUGAUGUGUCAAAGUGGUUAUGAUUAUUGCACUGAACAAAUUUCCUAAUCAGGGCAUGCUUUUAAUUCUACCUACUUGAUUGUGUGGCAAGCUUUAACGAACCAGUCUUUUUUUAAGCUACGCUCAUUCCUAAGGUCUUUUUUUGCUUCACUGAUAACGUUUAUUACAUGUAGACCUCAGUUGAACGUGGUGCAUUGCGCAAGACCUCUUUUCAUACAGUACACAGUGAACUGUACAUAAAAGAAUUAAUAGAACUGUAUGUUUACCUGAUUUCUGCUGGAUGGUACUUUCAUUUCAAUGACUUUAGUAUAUAGUCACAACUACCAGAUUAAUUGGGAGUUUUUGGAUAAUUUCAGAAAAUUGUGGUUUUUAAUAUGUUAGUUGUUGCUUAAAUUAUUGCAUUAUACACAAUGCUUUUAUAAUUUAUUUCUGUGAUGUUUUAGCACUAUGUUCUCACAUCAUGCUCUUAUGAUACCAGCCUUGUUUAAUUCUUAAAAUCUCAGUGUUAUACUGCAACAGAGUGUGCAUGCGCAAGACAUGUUGUGGACAAAAUGACAAGUUAUGACUUUGCCUUCACAUGGGUUUGCAAAUGAAACAUGAUGUUUAGUAGGGGUGUAACGGUACACAAAAAUCUCGGUUCGGUACGUACCUCGGUUUUGAGAUCACGGUUCGGUUCAUUUUCGGUACAGUAAGAAAACGAAAUGCAAAAUAUAAAUGUGCUAGUUGUUUAUUACGCACCUUUCAACAAUAGGAACAUUAGCCUAUACAAAGCUAGAAUUCUGCUCAAUUAGUAGCGGGUAUUUAAAGAUAAUCCAACAACAAUUUGCCUUUCAGACCCCGCGUAUUGGUCAGCUUUCUAUCUGGAAGAAAAAAGAAGUCCUGUGCUAAAGAGAAAAGCAAUCCCAAUGACAAAGAUUUUAACAUGUAUUUUACAAAUGAAAUGCCUCAGUGAAUCAUUUUUUUCCCUUAUGAACAGUUUUCGAAAGCUUUAUUGGUGGAUUUUCCAAAGUUAAAGGCACACAGAAAUUAAUAAAUUUGUGUAAGCAGGAUCUGUGUAUUAUUCUUAUCAUUUAAUUACAGGUGUUUUAGCUCAUUUCAAUUUUAUUUAAAUGAGCUAUUAUUUAUUUUGUGUUUUCAUUUGACAAAUGUGAUGUAGUAUUCAUUUAUAUUAUAUAUUUUAUGUUGUAUAACUUUAGUUCCUAUGUAAAUAUUAGUUCUUACUUGUUUUGUUGUGGUAGGAGGGUUUUGUAUUGAACACGGGGCCGUGUUGGUUAUUAUUAUAGCAGAGAGGACAGCAGUAAAUCAACAAAGACAAGUCAACUGUGCCCCGAUCUAACACUCAAGAGAUCUGAUGGACUCAAAAAGUGGGUUACGAUUGCAUAUUAGUUUGAAAAUCGACCGGAUCCACCGUAUUUUUACACGAGUGACUUCCAGUCUGCCCGAUCCUAGCUACCGGUAGUAGUAUUGACGCAGGAGGGUCGCGUCUCGCCUCAAAUAAUAAACUCUGCCGUUCUUUUCGCGUGCGAUGUGUUGAGCCGCUUCUGGGACGCGUCUAACACGCGGCUGCACUGCGACUGGUCUGCAUUGGCUGAUUGACUUUGACGCCCGCAUUUCACCGCAUUCUCGCGGCGGCCACGUUGUCUCACCUUUGAUGUUUCUGGGUUAUAUUGUCCUACCGUGUUGGUCCUCGUUACAGUAGAGAAGACGGAGUAAAUAUAAUCUACACAAAGAAACUGUAACCCGAUCGACUCACAGCCUCGAAAAGUAAGGGUUACAUUAUGUCAGAAACUGGUUCAGUACGCCUCCGUUCCGAACAGAGCACCACAUACCUAAACGGUUCGAUACAAAUACAUGUACCGUUACACCCUUAAUGUUUAGACUUUAAGCUUAAAUUCUAAAGCUUUUUAACUGAUACAAAAUGUCCAGUUCUGGACUUCAGCCUCACCAUGUAUAUUAUUACAUUCACGCAGCCCUGUUUUGAAAGUGGUAGCCCACCAGGCCUAUAAAGUACCUGAUUUGUAAUAAUUUUUUUUCCCCCAUUUUGCCAUUUAGUAUAAUUUCAAUGUUUCUCAUCCUGUUGAAAGGAUUUAACAAUGUUUACCUGAAAUAUAUCCUAUCCAUAAACAGAUUACCUACAGUAUAUCUGAUUUCAUGUCAGUGUUCACGUUGCUGUAAUAUUCAUGAAUGUAAAACCUAAUGUUUGCUGCUUCCAUUAAUGGCUUAAACAAAUGUUCAUGUAUUUCAUUUCUCUCUUAUGUUCAGUCCAUAUGUGAAAGUUGGAAUUCCCAACUUGUUAACAAUCUCAUUUCUUCCCUUGCUAAACUCUUUGCACUACAUUUGAUAAGACUGGUUGUCUUUGCUUGAGUGUGAAAUAAAAUUUAUAAAACAUUUGUGUGUGUGCAACAGUGGAGCCUACUGUCAUGCCUUGCGGAUUGCUGAAAUAUUGCCGCUUUACCAUUGACUACAGUAUUUCUAUUAGGAGUGGGAAAAUCUUGGUACCUCACUAAACGAAACGAUUUGCGAUACAAAGCUCACGCUAACGAUAUGAUAUAGCUAUGCGAUUUUCGAUACAUUAGUCAGGAAAUCAUUCUAGAAUAUUCUACAAAAAAUAAACAGAAAAACAAGCUUCUGCUGUGAUUUGGAAUGAGAUUAUCACUAGUAGACGUCUAAUCCAUUUGAACUGGGAGGGUGAAUGUUCAUUCGCUGCCAUCCCUCCCAUUUCAAACGGAUUGAACAUCUAUGGCUGUCAGUGGCAGCUAAUGCCAGGCAAUGAGUAAUUUUGGGCCAUUUAAGGUCAUUUACCUGUUGAUUUUCAGUUACUUCCUGUUGAUUUUGGGGUAUUUUAUGGGUCACUUGCUGUUUGUUUCGUGUCACAGAACUGGAAUUGACCUGGGAGUCACCCAAAUGAAUGGGCAGUGACUCAAACUCAACAUGAAAUGACCUGUAAAUGCCCUAAAAUGAAAAGCAAGUGACCUGUAAAUGCCCCGAAAAUCGGACCGAAUGACUCUGAAUGCUCUGGUUUUGAAAGAACGAACGUUCCCAGUCGAGCACAGUCAAUGGCAGCCUUUUUUUUUUUUUUUUUAAAUUGACACCUUUUUAAAACGAUAUCUCGAUUCUUGACAGGAGCAUAUCGAUAACCUUUUGGGAUACAAAGUAUCACGUUAUAUGACCAUUUCGAGAUUAUGUCACACCCCUAAUUUCUAUGGAAAAACUUUACAUUUACAGCAACAACCUACACUGUCAAAAUGAUGCUUUAUACUAAGAAUUCCACGUGAUCACAAAAGUUAUGUACAAAUACUGCCACUAUAUAUAAAAGAUGGGCAUUUGACUAAAUAACUAAACAAGCUGUCAUGGGCAGGAGUCCCACUACUUUGAUCCUUGCAGUGCAUGAUAGCAUUUUUAUUCUCCCUUCACUUAAAGGGUUGUCAAAAAUCUCACAGAAGAAAGGAAAGGAAUAUAGUACAGUCAGAGAACGUAACAGUAAAUCGGCAUUAGAAAUUGACUGAGAACAGCUCAGUUCAUCCAAAACUACCAAGCAAUAAGGGUCAUAUUUUUUGAUACAUAAACACAAAAUAGCCAAUUUCUCAUGAAAACAAGAUCGAGAAGGAAAUCAAAGAUUCCAAUGAUAAUGAAUUACAAUGAGGAAUCAACUGGUCAGGAACUGUCAGAUAGAUUUGCAGGGUAGGGGGAGCGCAGCGCCCCUCCUUUAUCCCGCAGCCACUUCCCAUACAGGUCGCCGUCUCCCUUCUUGGACCGGCCUCUCCGCUUCCUCAGGUUCAUUGCCAACUGCAAGGAGGAGUGCACCUGAGGACAAGAGGAGGAGAGAAUACAAAAUGCCCAACCAAGAAACAGCAUCUCCGUCACACAGUGUCACACAGCCAAAGAUGGGAGUGUUUCUGCGGGGUUAAUAAAUCUUUCAGGUGCUCUGCACAAAACUAGAAUGUUCCUUUUAUUAUCAAAUAGCACAACAGAAAAACAUUUUAUCAAACAUUUUACAAAUGCUCCACUAACAGCAAGAUAAAGCUUUCACAAAAAGGAUAAAACUACAUUGCUAGUUUUAAAAAAGGUUAAAAGUUAAUACCGCCCCAGUAAGUUAAAAGAUGUUAUACAAUAACUACAACAAAAUUCCUUGAGAAUGAGAAACAGGCAAAUUCAAAGUACCUCAGUCAUGUAAUAAAAGGAGUCGACAUCAGAGAAAAUAAACUAGUUUUUAAAUGUUUGUCUGCAAUGUCCGUAGUUGCGUAAUUAGCUCAUAAACAGACCAAGAGAAUGUUAUGUUUAUU